Molecule: messenger RNA, 1279 nt
Organism: Colletotrichum destructivum
Lineage: Eukaryota; Fungi; Ascomycota; Sordariomycetes; Glomerellales; Glomerellaceae
Product: Putative short-chain dehydrogenase/reductase SDR, NAD(P)-binding domain superfamily
Exons: 1
Coding region: 106-1083 (325 amino acids)
Source: RefSeq, a predicted model, not a curated record
UCUCGAUUCUCCGAUUUUCCCUCUUCUACAAAAAGUUGAGCUUCCACUUCUGAGAACAUCCAUCUCUCCUGUUUAUCCCAAUUGAAUCUACAAACCGAAACCACAAUGAGUUUUCUCUACAGCCAGCUGUUCAAAUCCCUUCCGUACCCCCAGGGCUCAUAUGCCGGCAAGACCGUCGUGAUCACCGGCAGCAAUGUCGGCCUCGGAAAGGAAGCCGCGCGACACUUUGCCCGCCUCGGCGCCAGCAAGUUGAUCCUUGCCGUCCGAAGCCUCGACAAGGGACGCGUCGCCAAAGAGGACAUCGAAGCCACGACCAACUGCGCCAAGCACGUUGUCGAAGUCUGGGAGCUCGACAUGUCCAAGUAUGCCAGCGUGCAAAAGUUCGCAUCUCGCCUUAGCGCCGAGCUGGAGCGUGUCGACAUCUUCAUCGCCAACGCCGGCGUGGCCCACACCGAGUUCAGACAGAUGGAAGAUAAUGAGGGGACGAUCACGGUCAACGUCGUCUCCACAUUCCUCCUGAUGGCGCUCGUCUUGCCCAAGAUGAAGGAGACGGCGGCCAAGUUCAGCACCCGGCCCACGUUCACGAUCACAUCUUCGGAGGUCCACGGGUGGACGAAAUUUGAACAGCGCAAUGCGCCUGACGGCGAGAUCUUCAACACCAUCAACGAGAAGGCGUCCAAGUCUUCGGACGAGGUGGAGAAGCUCUACCCCCUCUCCAAGCUCCUCGAGGUGCUCAGCGUGAGGACAUUUGCCGAGCUGCACCCGGCUUCCGAGUACCCCGUCACGGUCAACAAUGUCAACCCGGGCUUCUGUCACUCCGAGCUAACCCGCGACAUCCAAACAUGGCGCAUGUGGCUCAUGAAGCUCCUUCUGGCCCGGACAACAGAGUAUGGUAGCAGAACCUUGGUAUCUGCGGGAUCUGCGGGGGCCGAGUCUCACGGCCACUACAUGUCCGACUGUGCCGUUGCGAAACCGGCGCCGUUUGUGACGAGCAAGGAAGGAAAGGAGGCGCAAGAUCGGGUGUGGAACGAGCUUGUACAGAAGCUGGAGGCAAUUCAGCCGGGUGUCAUGGGCAAGAUCUGAUCGGCUUUUUGAAGCAAUUCUUUGUUAUGUAUCAUUAUUUUACUGUUUCUCGUGAAGAGGAACGGUAUUUCGGCCGCACCUCGACGUCUCCCCAGACCUCGGGCCUCACAAAGGCGAGAUUAUGAUUCUCCGGAUCUUUCUGGUACUAUGUACUUAAUGAGCACACGUUCCAGUAAUAGCGUACUUCUAUCAUCCA